CCGGAAUUGGUGCCUCUGUUCUUGAAAAUUGAAGUCAAAUCUCGAAAUUUUGUAGCAGCCAACAUACGACGGCUUGAUCAAGCCAAUUCAACGCGCCCUCAUAGGCGGCCAACACUAGUUUAAAUCCGCCCGCAACUAACGGAAGAGCCUUAGUUUCAGCGAAGAAGAUCAUCAUAAUUUUUUUUACGAAUAUCAGACAUCCCAAUGAGUUCACACCACCUGAACGAACAAGCUGGCCUCGAGGUCGUGCAGGAACCCGAAGCCCCCCAAGUUGUCGAACAGCCCUGGCACUGGCAGAAACAGUUGGAUCCCAGCAAGCAACCAUAUUCGCCAUAUGACCAUGGCUUCAACGGCGAUCCUCCGGCCAAGACAGGCCGCAGCCGCAUCUGCGGCUUGCCGAAGAGGUGGUUUUUUAUCUUACUUGGUAUCCUCUGUGCGCUGGUGGUUAUUGGGCUGGCAGUAGGUUUGGGAGUUGGUCUAGGAAUGAGGAAAAAUGAUUCAACAGACAGCGGCACCUCAACAGCUGAUGCAAUCACAACCUCAACCACAUCAACCGAAACGAGAAGCACGGCGACAAGAGCAACAGAAACAACGGGAACGACGGAAUCGACAGAAACGACAGCCACAACGGCCACAACAGAAGCAACGAGCACUGCUUCGUCGACAUUCAGCUGCCCCAGCUCUGUCUACACAGCCCCCGAUGACACCAAGUUCAAUGUUACUUGCGCCAUAGACUAUAACUCUGUAGUGAAGGGCACGGUGGAUCUUAAGAAUUUUGACACCGAUACGAUGGUGGUUUGCAUUGAUACCUGCGCGAAUAAUACCAUGUGCAAGGGAGUUGGCUAUGGAGAUAAUGGCGGUGGAAAGAACACCUGUUGGAUGAAGUCUGCGCUAGGAACACCCCAAGAAGCAGAGCCCAAAUGGUUGUUUGCCGCGAAAGACGAGUAAUCACACAUGGACUAAGUUAUUGUUACCAUUAGAUCUGAGGUAAUUAAUUAAGUUAAUUCUAUUAUUA
This is a messenger RNA of Ilyonectria robusta, 1015 nucleotides long. RefSeq lists its product as uncharacterized. The coding region runs from base 205 to 948 and encodes 247 amino acids. NCBI's taxonomy places the organism in Eukaryota, Fungi, Ascomycota, Sordariomycetes, Hypocreales, Nectriaceae. The transcript has 3 exons. The record is from RefSeq and is a predicted model, not a curated record.